AUGGGUGUCACUGGCCUGUGGACCGUUGUCCAGCCCUGUGCCCGACCGAUCAAGAUCGAAACGCUGAACAAGAAACGACUCGCCGUCGAUGCCUCCAUCUGGAUCUACCAAUUCUUGAAGGCCGUUCGUGACAAAGACGGCAACGCCCUACGAAACAGUCAUGUCGUUGGCUUCUUCCGCCGCAUCUGCAAGCUCCUCUACUUCGGUAUCAAGCCUGUUUUCGUAUUCGAUGGUGGUGCCCCUGCCCUCAAGCGCGCCACUAUCAACGCUCGCAAACAGAGAAGAGAAGGAAGAAGAGAGGAUGCUACUCGUACCGCUGGCAAGCUACUUGCCCUCCAGAUGCAACGCAUUGCUGAGGAAGAGGAGAACAACCGCAAACGAGCCACACAUGCUGCUCCACAAGAUGAGGAAGAGCCGCUGCCUGAAAACCUCGUCUAUGCCGACGAGGUUCUUAUGAACCCACAAGAACGCCAGCAGAAUAAGACUUUCAGGAAGAAAGACCAAUACCAUCUCCCUGAUCUAGGCGUCCCCCUCUCCGAGAUGGGUGCUCCAAACGACCCCAGAAUUAUGUCUCUCGAGGAGCUCGAGAACUACGCUCGUCAAUUCGAUACUGGUGAAGACAUCAACGUCUACGACUUUUCCAAGAUUGACUUUGACGGUCCAUUCUUUCUCAGUCUCCCACCUAGUGAACGGUACAACAUCCUCAAUGCAGCCAGACUGAGAAGUAGACUCAGAAUGGGCUACUCCAAGGAUCAGUUGGAUACAAUGUUUCCCGAUCGUAUGGCUUUUUCCAAGUUUCAGAUUGAACGAGUAACAGAGCGCAACGACUUGACACAACGUCUGAUGAACCUGAAUGGCAUGAACGAUGACCUCAUGUACGGUCUAGAUGCUCCUGGAAGAGUUGCUGGUGAGAGAGGUAGAGAGUACGUAUUGGUCAAGAACGAUGGUGUCGAGGGUGGUUGGGCCUUGGGUGUUGUCACGGGCAAGAACGAUGGUGUGGAGAACAAACCCAUCGACGUCGAUGCAGCCGACCAGGAAGCCAACGAAGAACAAGACGAGGAUGAAGACGAUUUCGAGGAUGUUCCGAUUGAAGGUCUGAAUCGUCUACCCAAAGCAACGACAGCUCCGAAAGAGAAGACAUUAGGCACUGAAAUGGCCAGACGAAGGCAAGCUUUCUACAGGUCUAAGCGAAGCGCUCCUCGCAAGCGAACCAAGGCACCUCAACAGCGUAGACCAUCGGAAAACGAUGGCUUGUUCGUAGACGAUGACCACAAUGCCGCCAUAGAAGUUGACAACGAGGAUGGCGAUGCUUCUGAGGAUGAAGAGCUCCAGCGAGCUAUUGCCAUGUCUAUGCAAAGCGAGGAUGCCGAGCCUGAACAAGAACAGACGCAGGAGGAUGAGCAGAAAGAAGACUGGUUCGACAAGUUUCAGCAGACUCGUGCCGAUGAAGCUCGUCCUAUCCCGCGUGGUGGUGGGUUGGCAAUCGCGCAUAUCGUCAACAGCCGAGCAGGUAAAGCUCCUGAUACUACAAAAUCUCGCAACGAGACUGCGCCCAAACCCAACGCUUUUGGCGAAGAAAGUGACGACAGUGAGGAUGACAUGGAUUUCCAGGCCGCACUCGCUGAAUCGCGCAAGUCAAAGUACCAGUCUAAACAGCCGCCAAAAACGCGACCUGGACCACUUGCACAAUCAGCCCCAGCUAAACCUGCUCCAGCACCUAAAAACGCUCCUGGCUUCUCAGGACCUCUACCCUUCGAAAAGCUAGAUCUGGGCUCUUCCCUUCUCGGCAAGAAAAAGAUGCAGAAGACACAAGAAGAUCUGGCGGGAGGAUUCGAAAGAGACGACACCGGUCCAGCGAAGAAGGACAAGUCUGAACCUCUACCUCCAUGGUUUGAUGGAGACCUUGAUGCCAACAUUUCUAAGCAAAAGGCUCUUGAACGUGAUGAUUGGCAAAGAACUAAAGCAUACAAUGAAGAGUUUCAAUUCGCCGAGGCUCCACCUCUGGGUCGUCGCUCGUCCCGUGAGAUUAUUGAUCUUGACCUCGAGGAAUCACAACCUAGAGAUACGAGUCAACAAGUCAUCGAUAUUUCGGACGAGGAAGAGGAGAAGCCGAUUUCUCCAGAAGCUACAGAAACGAGUGCAACAGAGCAGCCUGCUAUGGGCGACCUAGCAGAUCGCGUUAAAGCUGCACCCCCUACUCUGAGCAAUUCUGAAAAGGAAAAAGUCGAAACAUCAGAUACACCAGUUAUAAGUCGCAAAGAUGCAGAGGCGACCUCGCAAGUUGCAACUUCUGAGGUUGUAGAGCAGCCCAAGCAGGGUUCUGCUCCUCCAAAGAACAAUCCAUUCGCAGAAGACGAUGAAGAUGAUGAGGAGAUGGUGUGGGAGCAGGUCGAGAAUCAACAAACCAAUCUCGAGAAAGAGCCAUCCGUGACGAUUCAGCCUCAAGCAAAAGAACCGUCGCCAAAGCUUGCAAAACAACCUAUUCCAGAGCCUCCAAGAGAGCCUACAAAGUCGCCAUCACCAGAUUUCGAGAACGUAGACAUUCCAGAUCGACCUGAAGAAGCGCAGUCGGCGAGAUUGGAGGAUCAACCUGCGAUAGAGUCCCCUGCUGAUAUCCCGGCUCCUGUAACUGGUACUGCGGAUCAGAAUCUCCCAGCAGAGGCUGAAGUCGAUGAGUUUGGAUACUAUUCAGAUUCUGAGGAUGAUGAGCUACUUCGUCAACUUGCCACUGAAACCGAAGAACAUGCGCGAUUUGCUUCAUCUCUCAAUCACAAAACACAGCAACAGAAUAUUGAAGAGUACGAGUGCGAGUUGAAGCAGCUUCGCUCCCAGCAAAAGAAAGACAGGCGUGAUGCCGAUGAAGUCACACAUGUCAUGAUUCAAGAAUGUCAGCAAUUACUGAAACUCUUUGGUUUGCCGUACAUCACUGCACCAAUGGAAGCUGAAGCCCAAUGCGCAGAACUUGUCAGUCUUGGUCUGGUCGACGGCAUUGUGACUGAUGAUUCGGAUUGUUUCCUCUUCGGUGGUACCCGCAUCUACAAGAACAUGUUCAACCAAGCCAAGUUCGUGGAGUGCUACUUGACAUCCGACUUUGAGAAGGAGUUUGAUUUGACUCGACAGAAGAUGAUUGGCAUUGCUCAACUCCUCGGCUCAGAUUACACAGAAGGUCUGCCAGGUGUCGGUCCCGUUACUGCUCUCGAAAUCCUUUCCGAGUUCCCCAACCUCAACGACUUCCGCGACUGGUACAACGCAGUUCAGAUGAACCAGAUCCCAAAAUCAGAGGAUGCAGCAAAUCCCUUCCGCAAGAAGUUCCGCCGUCAAGCAACAAAACUCUUCCUACCAACCAAUUUCCCGGACCCUAGAGUGGAGAUGGCAUAUCUACAGCCAGAAGUCGAUAGUGAUCCCUCUGCCUUCCAAUGGGGCGUUCCUGAUCUGAGUGCCCUUCGCAGUUUCCUCAUGGCCACCAUUGGAUGGAGUUCUGAGCGAACAGAUGAAGUCCUCGUCCCCGUCAUCAAAGAUAUGAAUCGCAGACAAGAGGAAGGUACUCAAGCCAACAUUACUGCAUUCUUUGAUGGUGGAAUUGGUGCUGGUGCUUAUGCGCCUCGAAAGAGGAUUGAGCAAGGUAGUAAGCGUAUGGGAAGUGCGCUUGACCGUAUGGCGCGUGAGGCUAAGAAGAAAAGGAAAAGUGGUGUUGUAGACGAUGAAGAGGAUUAUACUGAACCUGCAGAGGCAGAGAAACUGGCGCCUAAGAAGAAGGCAAAGAAGAACUCGAAGAGGUCUGCUGCCGCUACUGCUUCGGCUGAUGUGUAA
Aureobasidium melanogenum CBS 110374 is the source of this 3810-nucleotide messenger RNA. Its product is annotated as PIN domain-like protein. Gene Ontology annotation, cellular component: nucleus. Gene Ontology annotation, biological process: nucleotide-excision repair. Gene Ontology annotation, molecular function: single-stranded DNA binding; DNA endonuclease activity. The coding region runs from base 1 to 3810 and encodes 1269 amino acids. The record is from RefSeq and is a predicted model, not a curated record. Lineage: Eukaryota; Fungi; Ascomycota; Dothideomycetes; Dothideales; Saccotheciaceae. The transcript is spliced from 2 exons.